UCAUUCCUCUUACCACGGAGCCUGGAAAUGAGACGACAGAAUCCAAUUUUGUCUCUUGCAACUGGCUCAUUUCCCAUUAGGCACUCAAUACAUACUGGAGCGAAUGAAUGAAUGAGGCCUUCCUUUAUCUUAAUAGGCUGGAAGUGAUGGAGAGAGUAUUGGAAACUGUCCCUUUUGCCAACGCCUUUUUAUGAUCCUCUGGCUUAAAGGAGUUAAAUUCAAUGUAACUACAGUUGACAUGACCAGAAAGCCUGAAGAGCUGAAGGACUUAGCCCCAGGCACCAAUCCUCCCUUUCUCGUGUAUAACAAGGAGUUGAAAACAGACUUCAUUAAAAUUGAGGAGUUUCUAGAGCAGACACUGGCUCCUCCAAGGUAUCCUCACCUGAGUCCCAAGAACAAAGACUCCUUUGAUGUGGGCUGUAACCUCUUUGCCAAGUUUUCUGCAUACAUUAAGAAUACACAAAAAGAAGCAAAUAAGAAUUUUGAAAAAUCUCUGCUCAGAGAAUUUAAACGUCUGGAUGACUACUUAAACACCCCGCUUCUGGAUGAAAUUGAUGCAGACAGUGCUGAGGAACUCACAGUUUCCAGAAGAUUGUUCUUGGAUGGGGAUCAGCUGACACUGGCUGACUGCAGCUUGUUACCCAAACUGAACAUUAUUAAAGUUGCUGCCAAGAAAUACCGUGACUUUGACAUUCCAGCAGAGUUCUCUGGAGUCUGGCGCUAUCUUCACAAUGCCUAUGCCCGUGAAGAAUUUACCCACACUUGUCCUGAAGACAAAGAAAUUGAAAAUACCUAUGCGAGUGUGGCUAAACAGAAGAGUUAGGGCAGCUCUUUCAGUAGAAAAAGCCCUCUUUUCACUUGUCAUAUUAUAAAGGUUUCUGGAAAUAAGAAUACGGAAAAUAUUGUUUCCUCUAACUCUCAUGAAAAGAAUGCUAUAUUUUCUGUAUCUGGUCAGUCCAAACUAUCUUCCCACUGUUUAUUUUAAAGUUCUUUAUAUUUUAGCUUAUUUUUCUUUAUUCGUAUAGCAUCAACACUGCAAUAUUAAACGACAUGGAAGGCAUCAAGAUCUUUUGCUACUGAACUGAAUUCCCAGAGUGCCUUAUGUGUAAGCUCAACAGAUGGCUGAAGUUACAAAUGACAGAAGUAGAGCCACAAUCUUCAACUACUCCUUAGAAACACUUCCAUCUAAAUCAUUAAAACAGCCUUACAAUUUUGUUAUUUUAA
Suricata suricatta (meerkat) is the source of this 1224-nucleotide messenger RNA. RefSeq names its product chloride intracellular channel 2 (gene CLIC2). The transcript is spliced from 6 exons. The record is from RefSeq and is a predicted model, not a curated record. Lineage: Eukaryota; Metazoa; Chordata; Mammalia; Carnivora; Herpestidae. Bases 191 to 823 code for a protein of 210 amino acids.